Myotis brandtii (Brandt's bat) is the source of this 3980-nucleotide messenger RNA. RefSeq names its product elastin microfibril interfacer 3 (gene EMILIN3). Bases 1 to 2820 code for a protein of 939 amino acids. The transcript is spliced from 10 exons. Gene Ontology annotation, cellular component: extracellular matrix. Lineage: Eukaryota; Metazoa; Chordata; Mammalia; Chiroptera; Vespertilionidae. Gene Ontology annotation, molecular function: protein binding. The record is from RefSeq and is a predicted model, not a curated record.
AUGGAGCUGGUGUCGGCCUCUGAGCCGUCGUGGGUGAGGGCCGAGGUGUGGGAGGAAGUGCCACCAUUCUCAGGAAAGGAAGACGGGCAAUUCAGCUCACUACAGCCUUGUGAAUUUGACAUCAACCCUAAUCCCAAACUUUCCAGGCCACUGAAGAGCCAGACCGGAGGGGCUGCCAAGGCCCGGGGACAGCUGGCACUGAAAAAGAGAGGCAAGAUUGUCUUGCUGGCUUUUGAGUUUCCAAAGAAGCCCCUGGCCUGGACACCCAUGCCAGGGCACCACCACCUGAGUCCACCGGAUGUUGUAGCUGCAGCCAGCCGAGAGGAAGAAGAUCGGGAGACUGGUCACUGCCUCCCGCACCUGAGGGCCCACAGGUGUCGGCAGGAGAUCACCGUGCCUCCUGCACCUCCGUCUGAAGGUCUGGAGAGCUCCCCGGAGCUGGGGCUGCCGGCCAACAGCCAACACCAGGAUAGCCAGGAAUGUGGGAGUCACUGGCUGCAGAGACUCAACCUGGGGAAGGCCUCCUUGGUCACCUGGUCCCGGUACCAGCCUCCCCGUGACCACAGAGUGACCCGUCUAAAGCCCACAGUUCAUCCGCACAGCAAGCACAGGCAGCAAGUGGCUCCUGCAUCAAGCAAGGACUGUCAGGAGGGAGGGAGCUCCAUGCAGAAAGACAUCGGCAUUGGCAGGGCCCUCUGCGCCUACGUGGUGCACAGGAAUGUGACCUGUGUCCUACAGGAGGGAGCAGAGAGCUACAUAAAGGCUGAGUACCGGCAGUGUGGAUGGGGGCCCAAGUGCCCCGGGACAGUCACGUACCGCACAGUGCUCAGACCCAAAUACAAGGUCGGCUACAAGAAGGUGACAGAACUCUCCUGGCGUUGCUGCCCUGGGCUCACUGGAGAAGGCUGCCCUGAGCACCUCACAGACCACGGGGCCGCCCCACCCCAGUCGGAGCCUGAGCCCCAGAUUCCCUCCGGGCAGCUGAGCCCAGGCCCCAGGCCCCCUCCUAGCAGAGCCACCCCCAGCCCUUACGGAAGAAAAGGCCUGGGGUUGUUUGGUGAGCGGCUGGAACGCCUGGAGGGUGAUGUCCAGCGCCUGGCACAAGCAUAUGGUACCCUCAGCGGCCUGGUGGCCAGCCACGAGGACCCCAACAGGAUGACUGGUGGCCCCAGAGCUCCCGAUCCCCAGGUGGGCUUUGGAGGCCUCCCCGAGGGGUUUGUGAACCCUGGAGACAGAGCUGGGAGGCCACUCACACCUCCUCUGGAUGAGAUCUUGAGCAAGGUGACAGAGGUGAGCAACACACUGCGGACCAAGGUGCAGCUGCUGGAUGAGGUGCAUGGGCUGGCCCUCGGCCACGAGGCCCGCCUGCAGCAGCUUCGGGAGGCGCCCCCAUCUCCGCUCACCUCCCUGGCCCUGUUGGACGAAUAUGUGGACCGACGGCUGCAUCAACUCUGGGGGAGCCUGCUGGAUGGCUUCGAGCAGAAGCUGCAAGGCGUCCAGAGCACAUGCGACCUGCGGGUGCAGGAGGUGCGGCAGCAGUGCGAGGAAGGUCAGGCGGCCAGCCUGCGGCUGCACCAGAGCCUGGAUGGCCGGGAGCUGGCCCUGCGCCGAGAGCUCUCACAGCUGGGCACCCGGCUGCAGGGCCUGAGCGUGGCCGGUAGGGGCAGCUGCUGCAGCCAGCUGGCCUUGGUCAGCGCCCGCAUGGACAGCCUCGAGAGCAACCUGCAGGCCGUCACCGAGGUCCAAAGGGGCCAUGGCCCCAGCACCAGGGAUGAGCUCACCCGGCUCUCUGCUGCCAUGCUCGAGGGGGGUGUGGAUGGAUUUCUUGAGGGCCUGGAGACCCUCAACGGGACAGAGAGUGGAGGGAGGGGCUGCUGUCAGGGGGUAAAGGAGGGGGGAGGCCGCGGGGGCGGUUUCAGGACCCUGCUGGAAGAGCGUGUGCACAGCCUGGAGGAGCGCCUGCUGACACUGGCUGGGGAGCUAAGCCGUGACAGUACCCCGCCAGGCAGGCCGGCAGGGCCCCUGGUGCAGACAGAACUCGCUGUGCUGGAACAACGGCUGGUUUCGCUGGAGACCUCAUGUACCCCCAGCACCACCUCAGCUGUUCUGAACAACCUCGUGGCAGAGGUGAAGGCCUGGCAGAGCCAGAUUGAGGUCCUCCUCCGCCAGGUGGCCAGCCACACAGCCUUACUCCAGCAGCUCAAUGGCACUGUGGCCGAGGUCCAGGGGCAGCUGGCAGAAGCCACGGGCAGCUCACUCCAGGGCGAGAUCACCCUGCUCAAGGUCAAUCUGAACUCCGUGAGCAAGUCACUCACAGGCCUCAGCGACUCCGUCAGCCAGUACUCCGAUGCCUUCUUAGCCACCAACACCUCCCUGGAUGAGCGGGAACGCAAGGUGGAGGCCGAGGUCCACGCCAUCCAGGAGCAGGUCAGCAGCCAAGGCUCACGGCUUCGAGCUGGCCACAGGCAGGUCCUGAGCCUGCGGGGGGAGCUGGAGCAACUCAAGGCCGGUGUGGCCGAUGUGGCUGGCGGGCUGAGCCGCUGCCAGGACACAGCCCAGGAACUCCAGCUGGCAGUGGGCCAUUUCGAUCAGAGGGUGGCCCAAGUGGAGGGUGUGUGUGGGAAGCUGGGCCCGAUGGCUGCAGACCUGAACAGCUUGCCCACUGAUUCACUCAGGCCCAGGGAGGGCCUCUGGGGCCAUGUGGAUCAACUGAAUCGCACGCUGGCCCAGCACGCGCAGGACAUCGCCCGCCUCCGGGAUGACCUGCUAGAUUGCCAAGCCCAGCUGGCUGAGCAGGGGCGGCCAGGGCGGGCCAACUAGGCAGGCUGGACAGGACCCAACACCCAGAUCCUACCAACCCUGGGGCCAUCACCCCAGAGCCCAGACCAUGCUUCCCAGCCUCCCUUGGCCAUUGCAGAGGCCAUUUUAGAGGCUACUGAAGGAACAGUCUUGGUCCAGCUCCACGUGACUGUCUCAGACAUCAACACCCAUGCUCACUGCCGCACCAACUGGACAGUUCAGGAUAGUGGUCAAGGCGAGUACAACAUGCCUGCAGGCAAGGGUGCACCUAGGAGACCUCACAAUCCAGUUUGCCACUUGCCCUUCUGCAGACAUGAGUUGGCAUCUGGGCAAAGACUGCAGGUCCAUCCUCAGACAGUGGCCUGUCCACAUCUCCCUUUGCCCACGGGCAGUAGGCCCGAGCCCAUGGAGGCUCCUGGUUCCUUUGUCCCCUUAGCUUCUCUCCUCUGUCAUCUGCAGGAAGGUGCUGCCCAUUGGCACUGUCCUCACACCUGGCAGCUUCACAGAUGCUAUUUCUGAACCAAGGACCAGAGGCUUCCACCACCACAGGUCCUUCCGGGCAGAACAGAAGCACAGACUCAGGCACGAGUUCUCUUUAUUCCUUUUGACCCUCCCACAGGUGAGGGCUUAGGGAGCUGUCGCUUCCCAGAGGACAGGAUUGGGCCCAGGUGGUCUGUUUGGAGAUCCCGUGCAAUUUAUGCGCUUCCUUCUCUUCCCCAAAGAUGUUUUCAGGCACUCUGGGCCCCACAUAGUCCCCUCCUUUUCGUGUGUGGGGGGAAAUCUUUAGGGCCACUCUCAUGUAUGUCAUGGCCUGAAUGAGGCCAAGCCCUGGGCAGAAGGCCAUGGCUGGAGGGAGAGGGCUCCAGCCCUAGUUUCCAGAAUCCUUGCAAACCCAGCCCCGCCUGGAUGUUCAUGAAGUCAUGAGGAAUUCAGGUAGAACAUGACCGAGGAACAAUCUGAAAAUACAAGCGUUCAUCUGGCCUGCACAAUUCCCAGAGACCCUGAUGCCUGUCUGCUGAGGCGCCUGGCCUCAGUUUCCCCACGGCAUCAGGGGCCCUCCUGUGCUGUUUUGCAGGUUCCAGUAGCCCUGCCUUCCGGCUUCUCGACAUUUGGAAUUCUGCCCUCUACUUGGUGCUGUUGGGGGAGGGUGGGCCUGGAUUAAAGCUUUUAGCCUUUCUAAA